Molecule: messenger RNA, 858 nt
Organism: Emericellopsis cladophorae
Lineage: Eukaryota; Fungi; Ascomycota; Sordariomycetes; Hypocreales; Bionectriaceae
Exons: 1
Coding region: 1-858 (285 amino acids)
Source: RefSeq, a predicted model, not a curated record
AUGACUGACCCAAUCUCUGUUGUCACUGCCACCGCUGGCAUUCCGGGCAUAUUCAAGUCUUGCGUGGACUGUUUCCAGUAUGUCCGACUCGGUCAGCGCUUCGGGAAGGACUACGGCGUCUGCCUAGCGAAGCUAGAAGCCGCGCAUAUUCGCCUGACACGCUGGGGGGAGCCCCUCGGUCUUCUACAGGAUGAAGUCGAAGUACAAGGUCCCUUUACUGAUGAGGGCAUCAUUCGAGCAUAUGAAUUGCUUGCGCUGAUCAAGGUUACUUUUGAAGAAGCGCAAGAGGCCGCAGCCAAGUAUGCUGAUGGUAAGAGGAAGAAGGGCAAAGAUAAGGAGCUGGAGCUCCUUGACGAAGAGCAAAUAGGGCCAGGAAAAUCCAUCAAACUUCUCGUAGAAUCGCUCAAGUCCGUUGCUGAAGAGCGGCAAAGGAACCUCAGCUUGCCACGGAAGAUCACCUGGGCAUUGUACGGGAAGGACAGCUUCGACUCCUUGAUCGAAGAUAUUGUUACGCUUACUAGCGAGCUUGUGGACCUCUUCCCAUCGAAUGAGCAGAGGAUGAAAGAACUUUGCGAGGAGGAAGUCAGCAGCCUGAGCGAUGAAUGUAUCCUUGAACUCGACCGAGUACUCCAGAACGAUGACGAGAUGCUGAGCAAGACGAUUUGCGCCUAUGUCAAGUCACACCGACUCCAAUGUCGCAACAUCAACAUUGACGGGCAAGCAUUCACCCAAUUGGGGGACACACACGGCUUUGGAUCUGGCGUGAAGCCAGGCAACGUUAUUGUUGAUGGCAUGACUAUCAGAGGGAGUGGCUAUACUCAGGCGGGCCAUGUUUUUCAUGGGAGGCAAGGGGCAUGA